CCGCACGAUCAAAGCCCAGAAGGAAGAAAUAAAACGACUGAAAGCAGAAAUGGCAAAGCUAAGGCGAAAAAACAAAACACUUCCCAUGGAUACAGAAAUACAGGCAAGUGGUACAUGCACUCAUGCUGGUGUUCCUGCAUCCCCGGCAACUAAAGCUGAGCAACUUGUCAAAACAGGGGAUAAAGACGAGAUAAAAAAGCAGCUGACCUUUGGAUUUGUUGUCCAAAGUGGAAUCAAGAAUAACAGAAAUGAAGGUAACUCCAGGAGUAGGAAAAAGAAGAAUGUUAUUGUUGACUGUGCAAAGAAACUCUUGAAAAAGUAUCGCAUGAUUGAAAAGGCGGAAAAGGAACUGUCAGUGUCAAGGCGACAGCUCCGAAAAAGAAGAAAUGAAAUCAAUGAAUCAUUACAUUUGAAUGAGGGACACCUCAAACCCCCUUCUGCCAUCACUAAACUGGUCAUUGAUUUUUUCCAUAGGGAUGAUGUUAGUAGGCCUGCAUCUGGCAAAAGGGAAACAAUUACACUAAAGAAGGAGAAAAGACAAAAGCGCUACCAGUGUGACACGCUGAAAAACUUGAGGUUUAAGUUUCUUGCAGAAAACCCGAAUCUCUGCAUUUCGUACACAUCUUUCACAAGGCUACGGCCUUUUUAUGUGGUACCUCCAAAUUUGAAAGCAAGGAAUACCACAGCUUGUAAAUUGCAUGCAAACUGCGAGCUGCUAGCCAACAAGCUCUGGCAGUUGAAAAUUCUGAAAACUGACAACAUCCAUGACAUUGUCGAAUCUAUUGUCUGUUCUCCUUCUGAGCUCAAAUGCAUGUAUUUGAAAUGUGAAAGCUGUAAAGAUGGAAUGAGGAACAUCUACACUGACCUAGUACCUCAGUCAUUUCCUGAUCCCAUUGAUUAUUAUCAAUGGCAAAGCAAGACAGAAAUACGAUCCACCACCAAGGGUCAGGAAAUCAGUGUGAAUGUUCACUGUAAGGAUUUGCUGCAUGAUACUGUUAAAAAUGUAUGUGAUUUAUUUGAAACGAAGCUCAAGGAACUCAUGCCUCAUCAGUUUAGGGUGCACCACCAGUACAGUCAGAUCAGGAAUCUCAGAAGUUCAAUUACACCUGAUGAGUGUGUGCUUCAGGUUGAUUUCUCUGAAAAUUAUGAAUGUAAACUGUCGAAGGAAAUAAUGAGCAUGCACUUUGGUGCUUCAAAAAGACAAAUUUCAUUGCAUACCUGUCAUGUAGCAUUUCAUAAUUCAGUCAAGUGUUAUUGUACACUGAGUUCUGACACACGACAUGGGGCAGCCCCAAUUUGGGCCCAUUUGAAUCCAGUCCUCAAUGACAUUAGGGCAAGAGGUGUUAAGAAACUUCACUUUGUAUCUGACGGACCAACCAGUCAAUACAGAAAUAGAACAAAUUUCUGUCUACUGAGUAACAUUCCAUUCCAUCUUGGAUUCGAAUUUGUUUCAUGGAACUUCCUAGAGAGUGGUCAUGGCAAGGGUCCGGCAGAUGGUGUUGGGGCAACCAUUAAAAAUGCUGCAGAUCGUGCGGUAGCAUAUGGUAGGGAUGUAUCAGACCUGGAAAGCAUGCUCAAAGAGUUAGAUGGUAAUUUGAAUGUCAAGUUGUUUGUUGUCACUACAGAAGACAUGUCUGGUGUUGAGUCAAGUUUAGAUGGAAUUGAGAAUGAGAUCAAAUCUGUCAAAGGAACCCUUAAAAUACACCAAAUUCAUGUCGCAUCUCCUGGUUGCUUCAGACAUCGCACCCUGUCGUGUUACUGCAAGGGGUCUUGUGGUGUAUGUACCUGCCAUUCACCUGAACAAAUUGAGUUCCCAAUAAUUCCAAACAGCAGCCAGCAUAGCUCAACAGCAAUAGAAAAGAUAGAAGCCCAGCUUAGUAUGGUGCAGAAGAAUCUGUUUGAGAAGCGUUUGAUAGAAGAGUUUGAUGUUGUGGUUGAUGACCUUUCCACUUUGUCUCCAGAACAACAGCAGGAAUAUAUGCUGUGGAAGGUUUGGCGUAGUGAAAAGGGCAACAACCACUGCACUGAAGUACCUGAGAAUAUUGAGACAACAGUAGUGAGUGAAGAAAAAGAGCCCAGUCAUGCCAGUGAGUUAAGACUAGAAGAACAGAAUUUCUAUGCGGUCCUUUUCACACGGGGGCAAACCCGCAAUUUCUACAUUGGGAGGCUUAUUGACAUUUUGAUUGAUGAAGAAAAUGUCAAAAUCAAAUUCCUGGAGCGUGUUGGCAGUCGCACCCAGCAUACCUAUGACUGGCCAAGGAGAGAUGAUAUUUUGACAGUUGAAAAAAAGUUCAUAAUUGAUAAGGUAGUAUUUGAUGGCCCCCCACCUUUCACUCUUGACAGUGAAUUAGCCACUGCUCUAACAAAGAUGAUGCUAUCGAUGGGAAAAGAAGCUAUGUAA
This is a messenger RNA of Lineus longissimus, 2401 nucleotides long. RefSeq lists its product as uncharacterized. Bases 50 to 2401 code for a protein of 783 amino acids. NCBI's taxonomy places the organism in Eukaryota, Metazoa, Nemertea, Pilidiophora, Heteronemertea, Lineidae. The transcript has a single exon. The record is from RefSeq and is a predicted model, not a curated record.